Molecule: messenger RNA, 2161 nt
Organism: Anopheles aquasalis
Lineage: Eukaryota; Metazoa; Arthropoda; Insecta; Diptera; Culicidae
Product: pescadillo homolog
Biological process (GO): maturation of LSU-rRNA from tricistronic rRNA transcript (SSU-rRNA, 5.8S rRNA, LSU-rRNA); ribosome biogenesis
Cellular component (GO): nucleolus; PeBoW complex
Molecular function (GO): RNA binding
Source: RefSeq, a predicted model, not a curated record
ACGCCUGCUCGGCACGUGUAGCUGGCCGACGGGGAUUCUAUCGUCGGAACCACCGUAAUUUCUUCCGGAACCACACUUUCCGAAGCGGUGGUGAAGGAGAUCGAUUUUGUGUCGUCACUUGUGCAGUGGACUCCCGGAAUAAGGCCCGAAAAUGGUGAAACGCAAUCACAAGUACAAAUCGGGCGAGGGUUCCGUCUACCUGACGCGCCGUGCCGCGAUGAAGAAGCUGCAGCUGUCGAUGAAGGACUUCCGGCAGCUGUGCAUUCUGAAGGGGAUUUACCCGCGCGAGCCGAAGAACCGCGCCCGGGCCCAGAAAGGCUCGCAGGACAUCAAAAUCCUGUACCACAAGAAGGACAUUACGUUCCUGCUGCACGAACCGAUCGUGUGGACGCUGCGUGAUCGAAAGAUCUACAAUCGGCGUAUAGCGCACGCACGGGCCAAGAAGAACCUGGCGCUGCGUGACAUCCGGCAGCAAAACUUCCCCCAGCUGAAGCUGGAUCACAUCGUGAAGGAACGCUACCCGACGUUUAUCGAUGCGAUCAAGGAGCUGGACGAUUGCAUGACACUGCUGUUCAUGUUCAGCACCUUCCCGGCCUCGAAGGUCAUCACGCGCGAGCUGACCACCAUGAGCCGCCGGUUGACGAUCGAGUUUAUGCAGUACGUGAUUGCGGCCCAGGCCCUGCGCAAAGUGUUCAUUUCCAUCAAGGGGUACUACUUCCAGGCGGAGAUCAAGGGCGAAACGGUCACCUGGAUCGUGCCACACUAUUUCCCCCAUCAUCCGCACCGUGGCGAAAUGAUCGAUUUCAGUAUCAUGAAAUCGUUUGGUGACUUCUUCACCGUGAUGGCCGGCUUCAUCAACUACCGGUUGUACCAUUCGAUUAAUCUGGUCUAUCCGCCGCAGUUUUCGCACUCGCUCGACUCGGACGAGACGCUCGAGAGUGAGGAUGCGUUCAUGAAUGAGCGGGUGGCGGCCCUCAACAUGGAGCUGUUGCGCACGGACGGUACCUCAUCGGCCGGUGACCAGUCGGCGGAGGACGCGGAAGUGCUGGAGUGGACGGGCGACAAUGAGGAUUUGCCGCACGUGGCAAAGAUCCGCGAGGAGGCACAGAGCUUGCGCAAGCUGAAGACGCUCUUCAAGGGGCUAAAGUUCUACAUCAACCGUGAGGUGCCCCGGGAACCGCUCGUCUUCAUCAUACGCUCGUUUGGUGGGCGCGUCUCGUGGGAUAAGCGGCUGUUUGUUGGUGCGACGUUCGAUGAAAGCGAUGAGACGAUCACGCACCAGAUCGUCGAUCGGCCAAGCCUGGAGAAGCAGUACAUUUCGCGUGAUUACAUCCAACCGCAGUGGGUGUUUGACAGUGUGAACCAGCGCCGGUUGUUGCCCACGAACCAGUACUUCAUCGGUGCCGUAUUGCCGCCACAUCUUUCGCCCUUCAACCGGGACGAUGUGCUGUACGUGCCACCGGAGGAACUCCGUCUAAAGCAAGCUGGUGACGGUGCUGGUGAGGAUGAGUUCGAGCGACUACAGUCCCGGAUCGCCGGGGAGGACGGAGAGGAUGAGGAGGAACAUAUUUCCGACGAUGAAGAGGUGGAAGACCAGCAGCGCCAGGUACAGCUGGAUUUCGCGCUUCUCAAAGCAUUCAACGACGAGCGGACGGAUGAGCUGAACAGUGGCGCCAAGGAAAGCCAAGGAGGCGACGAUAACGCAUCGCAACGGGGUGACGGCGAAGGCGACGCCACGACGGAGCAGGCUGGAAAGAAGGGCAAAAAGGCGACGGCGAAGGGUGGCAAGAUGGCGGUGGUGAGGGGCGAGGUGUACAAGGAGAACCCACAGGAGCAGAAGAAGCUGACGAAGCAGGAGGAAGCGCUGCGGGCAAAGAUGGUCAAGUCGAAGCACCGCAAACUGUACCACCAGAUGAUGGAGAAACAGAAGAAGGCCGAAAAGGAGGCCAACCUGCUGAAGAUGAAGCGAGCGCACAUCGAGAAGGAAAAGAAGCGUGAACAGGGUGUGAAGCGGAUAAAGCAGCGACAGCAAAUCCUAGGUUAAGCGGCGACAUCAAGUUCGGUCAGUCGGUACAAUUUAAUCUUCUUUCAUUCAGCUCCCCUCUCACCUUUCCGUCCGCAACAGGCGCGGAAAGUGUAAUAAACAUGAUAACAACACGUA